AAUUAGUACUGGUUGGAUUUUUACUAUCAUUCGACCGUACGAAGGAGAGAAGCAACAUUUUUCGAUAUUAAAAGCACCACCUACCCUUUAAUACACAUCAAUUGCGACCUAGAUAUCAUGCCGCGUCCUAAACGGACUAAGGUUGCCUCCUCGGCGCCUGUAGUCGAGACAUCAUCGAGAUCCACGGGAAAGAAUGGACCGAAUUCUGGAAGUAGUAAUACUCUAAAAAUUCAAAGCCCCAGGGGCUCAGUGACAGAACGAAAUGUCUUGGAGGAAGUGAGAAACACAAAUCAAGACGGUCGACGAAGGAGCCGACGAAGUGUUUUCAGCAAGCAAGAGUUGGUAUUGAGCGGGGAAGUCGACACUACUCGAAAUGCGGAUGGACAAGAAGGAAACGUCAAUGAAGCUGAUGAGGCGAGAGAAAACAAUGAAGAACAAGUUAGGAUUGGGGACAGCCAAAUUGAGAAUGAUGCCGAGAUCUCCCCGCAAGACCCGGUUGCAACUCAUACACCUGCGAGACGGCGAGGACGACCAGCACGCACCAAGCUGGUACAAAACACAGAGCACGAAAAGAUUCUUGAAGCACUACGCGCACGAAGAGAGGCCGCAAUCAGGGCUCAGAAUGAGGAGAUUCAAGUCCCUUCGACGCCUCCGGAAGAAGCCUUACUUGGCGCAGCAACGCCGAAGUCCAACAACCGAAUUAACAGCUCAGUUCUCACAUCUGGUGGUCGAGGAAGGCGAGCACAUGGCACACCAUCAAUGGAGAGCUCUAUUCUGGCGAUUGCAAAUUUCAAACGCCGACCUCGUCAACCUAGCAUUCUUCGUAUGGUCCAGCAGGACCGUGACAAUCAAUCCGGAGAUGACGAUGAGGAUGAUUUCAAGCCUGACGACGAAUCUACACCUCUGAAUCUGAACAGAACAAGAACACAAAUCCCCCCCGAAACCCCAGCAAGCUCCUCCUCCCCGCCUGCAUCACAGGAGCUCCCCCUAUCCUCGGGCUCGCGGAAACGUAAAUUGGUUUCUACUCAGCCAAUCUCGGGUGCGCAGGAGGAGGGAAAUGUGCAAGUCCCUCGGUCAUCUCCUCGUGAAGGAUCUCCUCGCGAAUCUUUGUCGGAACGCGAAUCUCUGUCGCCACCUCCGCGAAGUCUGGCUUCUGAAGAGGAAGACAUCAACCAAAGUGCAGAGGAUGCCAGUCCCAGUGAUGGUGAUCAGCAGUCUCAUGGUUCAGAAAUCUGGAGCCAAACCAUGGCACCACCAGCAAGUUCGUUUCUUGCUGACAGUCCUGGAAGCCCCGUACAGCCACAGCGCCCCUUGCGGUCAAAGAACUCUGCACGACAGGCAUCACGACAUAGUGCUGUCGGAGGGGAAGACGGCGACGAUGACGAAGAUGAGGGAGUAGCAUCGGCUGCCGAGUCUUCAAAUGACGACCAAGACGACCAUGAAGAAACGCCGACACGCAAAAAGACAAUAUCACGUCAAUCUCAAUCUCGGCCAAGACGUGCUGCAGCAUCCGAUUCAAACAACACAGCCAAGAACACAAGACCGUCCAAGUCAAAUCGGAAAUAUGACAAAGAUCCCUUUGCCAUCCCAACUGCAACUCUACAGGGUCUCCUCCCACGCCGCCGCCGUCGACGUCGUGGGCCAGGCGAAAGUCGUGGUCGAUAUGACAAUGAGGGCGAUGAGUUUGAUAUUCCCAGCAGUGGCGCCGAGGACAACGAAGAGGCUACAAGUACCAUUCUUGUGGACGAUAAUGACGAUGACGGCGAUGCGGAUGCGGAUGCGGAUGAGCUAGCUCGGCCUGGUCGGCCUGGUCAGAGACUCGGCGCAAACAAGAACGCAAAUAAGUCUUUGCCGAUGCUCGCCCACAAGACAAACAAAAGCACUCAAUCAAAGGUUUCUGCUGGUGCGAAAGGAACAGCCUCUGCCAAAACAUAUGGCGCCCGUCGUCAUCGUCAACGCCGGGCUGCUUCCUCUGACAAGGAGAAUGAUAAUGAUCUGCAAGCCAAUGGUGAGACGACACCAAAGGGCAACGCAGAAGCGGCGGUGAAGACGAAAGAUUCUCGAGAAUUAAACCGCAUGAAGGCAAAGUUCCAGCAGGUCGAUGACUGGGCGCUCGAUUUUGAAGCGGUUACAGCGAGUAGUAGUCCCCCUUCAUCAGGCAUGGCGAGAUAAUUUUAUCUUUUCCGUCAAAGGGCGGACUGUCGAGAUUACGAAAGAAGAAAGGGUUCAAAUAUGGAGAGACGUGGUUAGGCAAGAGGUGUAGGAGCCUCUUCCUACCUCAUACCUUUCUGGAUAUGAUAUUUGAGUGCUUGAAGCGUGAUAUUUAUCUUGCUCUCCUGUUAUCUCCACUGUUUAUCGUGAGCGUUUCAAAUGGUCAUUUAAGGGUUGGAUGCUUGCAUGAUUCUUAAUUCGCGUUGCUUUCCAUUUUCGUGUUCUACUGGCUCCU
Xylona heveae TC161 is the source of this 2446-nucleotide messenger RNA. RefSeq lists its product as hypothetical. NCBI's taxonomy places the organism in Eukaryota, Fungi, Ascomycota, Xylonomycetes, Xylonales, Xylonaceae. The transcript has a single exon. The coding region runs from base 118 to 2172 and encodes 684 amino acids. The record is from RefSeq and is a predicted model, not a curated record.